GCCAUCUAUAUCAAGUAUCCUUCCUUCAUACAUAUCCUUGUCCUAGGAUUCAGGCCAGGAUCAGUCAUUACCACUACAGAACUAGCUUUCAACUCUUCACAGUCUGUGCCAUCAGACCAUGAUAUCGCAACUUCAUUAUUGAGUAACACAACAGCUGUCAAGGCCCUGAACAUGAGUUCUAAUACUGUCAUGGUUAAUGAUAAAGAAUUUACAAUAGUGACAACCUCUACUGCUCCAACAACAGAAACAACUGUAGUCACAACAACUCUUGUUGGAACAUCCACCAGCAGUUUAGCAGUUACCACUACAGUGCAACCAACAGCUUCUUCAUUGACCUCGACCACUCUCUCCUCAACAGUCUUUGACAGAACAACUAUUAGUACAUCUGGAAUGUCUACAAGACCAACAACAGCAUUCUCUGCCUUCAUGAGUACAGCCAAAAUGUCUACAAGACCAACAACAGCAUUCUCAGCUCUCAUGACAAAUAUCACAAGUGCAGCAAUGUACACAGGACCAAAAACAACAACUUCAGUUUUUACUUCAUUGACUCCCUCUUCAACUACAUUCAAGACUACGACUGGUAGUACAACUAGAACAUCAACAAAAUCAUUUGCCUCAACCACUAAUACAACCACUGCCUCAACCACUAAUACAACCACUGCCUCAACCACUAAUACAACAACAACAACAAGACCCUCGACAUCUUCCACAACUAAAGUGACUACAAUUUCAACUACAAGAUUUGUACCCGUGUAUCUAACAGACCUGGUGUUCCGUUCUUUUGACAUAUAUAUUGUUGAACUCAACGAUUCAAACUCUCAGGCUUUCAAGACAAGGGCUCAGCUUGUCAUAGCACAGCUUGACCCAAUCUACAGAGCCAGAUAUCCUUCCUUCAUCAGAGUGAUUGUCAUAAGUUUCAGCCCAGGGUCAAUCAUCACAACAACACAACUAGUUUUCAACUCCACGGAAACUGUCCCAUCAGUUGGAGAGAUUUCAAACACCCUCUUGACAGCAGUAGGAACAGGAGUUGUCAAUCCACUGAACAUAAUUCCUUCGUCAGUUUCAGUCAAUGGUUCAGUUAUUGCUACGACUGUAGCUGCUUUAACUACAGUGUCAAGUGGAUUAAAGAUUGAAUUCAGUCUGCUCCAAACAACAUGGCUCAUUAUUAUGGCAAAAAUAUUAAGGCUUUUCCUAUAGAUCCUUUAACAAUGAAUCAACCAAGGAUGCAAUUUCAGCAAAGCAUGCUCUAAUGAAUUAUACUAGCAAAUUAUAUUAUUUACGUAUGUGUAUUAUGCAUUAUUUACUGUUGUAGCAAAAUCUUAAAAUAUGACAAUGGCUAUAUAAAUAGAAGCCUAAAAUUGCAUUGAUUUUCAAGAGCACAAUUUGUAAAGAGAAAAAAUAUUAUAUAUUUAUCAGAGGUUGUUGAGAUUUAUCCUAUUUUGAUAUUGUUCCUCACAGUAUUUUUAUAUGUAAUACUUUUGUUCAGCUGUCUGCAGGUUAAAGACUCUUUAUAGUUUUAUUUUGUCUAGUAUAUGCCAACAUUGCAAUAUCUUAUAUCUUGUAAUAAUCAAAUAAACAUAUUUAUUGAGUUCAUAUAAUCCAAAAUUGUUUUAUAUAAAACCACCAAUUGUGUGAAAUGAGAAAGAGAUGAAAAUGAAGAGAUCAUAAAAAUAUGAAGGAUUUAAACACAUACUUUUGUAUGUGUUUGUUUACAUCUAAAGAAAUACAUGUGUAUAUAUCCACAAUGAAUGUAAAACAUAGGCUUAUUUAAA
Messenger RNA from Ctenopharyngodon idella (grass carp), 1772 nucleotides. RefSeq lists its product as uncharacterized. The record is from RefSeq and is a predicted model, not a curated record. NCBI's taxonomy places the organism in Eukaryota, Metazoa, Chordata, Actinopteri, Cypriniformes, Xenocyprididae. The transcript is spliced from 6 exons. Bases 172 to 1197 code for a protein of 341 amino acids.